Molecule: messenger RNA, 2686 nt
Organism: Tyto alba (common barn owl)
Lineage: Eukaryota; Metazoa; Chordata; Aves; Strigiformes; Tytonidae
Product: histone H1.8
Exons: 5
Coding region: 1767-2669 (300 amino acids)
Biological process (GO): nucleosome assembly
Cellular component (GO): nucleosome
Molecular function (GO): DNA binding
Source: RefSeq, a predicted model, not a curated record
GGGCUCGGUGCGGGCUCGGUGCUUGCUCCCGCAGGUACCCGGCGCGGCAGGGCGCACACGGUGCUCGCAGCCCCAGCAGCGGCCCCGCUCGGUGCGCCCCCCCCAGCGGGAAGCACCCCUGCCCCGUAGUCCCGCCGUUCCCCCCCCCCCCCGCGGCACCGCCGGGCCCGCCGCGGGCCGGGGCCGUGCCCCCCAGACACGCUCGCCCCCGCCCCCCCGCGCACCCCCCCCGUUUCACCCGCAGCCGGUUCGGCACCAGCCCAAGUAGGAGGUUUUGGCCCGCGCUUGUGCUUUUGAGGACCGAUCGGUGCAUCGCUAAGCUUCCCUCCGCGCUGUAGCAGGCAAGACGUGGGAGCAUAUGGCUCAGAGACGUCGACAUAUGUUUUAAGCACUACAAGAUGGCAUAUUGCAAUUGUAGCAGUGUUCUUCAUUUUUAUUUUUAGCUCAGUUAUACAAAUAAGAUGUUUUUCUCGCUGUUCAGUGUUAUCAACAUUUGAAACUAUUUUUGUACAUUAUUAUCCUCUCUGAUUUCUAAUCCUAUGCAGCUUUGCAAGUUCUAAUAGGGAAUGUAUGGAACCCAUGCAAGUUAAACCUUUAAUAAAGAGCAAUUUGCAAGUACAAUUCUCUCAUUAUUUUUUUUUAUCUAUACUUCUGCAUAUUCAGUGAAAUCUAAAGAUUAGAGGUUUAUGAAUAAUUCAGUGUUUAGGCUGAUGUCUGAUUCAUGUUCUUCAAAUCUGGGAGCUGAUUUUGGAGGGAAGAGGAGGCAGGAUUUGGUGUUUAUUCGCUGCCCGUGAGGCUGUGCUCCACGGGAGCCCUGCCAUGCUCGGCGCCGCGGUUUUCCCGCCUGCGCAGGACCAGCCCCAGCAACGUGCAGGUCAUGGCCUGGCCCCGAUCCUGCUGCUGCCGGCGGCGGCGGGGGCAAGCGAGGGUUUGGGACCCUCCUGCCCGCCCAGGCAGGCGCCGGAGGCAUCGCGGUGCUGCCGGAGGGGUGACGGCCGGACCAGGAGCAGGAGGAGCCGUGGUGCCAGCCCCUGCAGCCCUCCCGCGUCCCCGCCGUCCCCUUCCUGGAGAGUUCGGAGAUGGAUGGAAAUGAAGCAGGGACGGGCUGGUGGUGCUGGUCCGGGGGGAGCUGGGCAUGCGGGGCCCUGGGUGCCUCUCCCAGCUCCUUGCUCCAGAGCUGGGUGCUGCCGGCGCCUCGGGCCCCUGCCAGGACCCGGCCCCUGGGCUCAGCACACGGGCGCAGACCUUGACGAAGGUCUUCCUGGGCAGCGCGUGGCACGUCCACCGACGCAGCAGCACGUCCGUCGCGCCGGGCCGCCAACCAGCCCUGCCGCCACGUCACCCCGGCCCUUCCUCCGGCUCUCACAGGCCACGCGUGCAAUCCCCUCGCGACUCCUGCGUAAAGAGGAAGGGGCUGACACGGUGCCCUGUGGAGAAACACAGUGGUCCCCGGGCCGGGGACACUCACGCUGUCCUCGCGAGCACAGGCAGAACAGGAGGGAGCACAAACACCCUACCCUGCUGCAACAGCGGGGCAAGUGUCCACAGCACCACUGGAGGAUUUAUUUUUAACACAGAAGCGUCCCGCUCUAAACCCUCUGCUUGGACGGGCACCCUCUCCCUCCAGCCCCUCACAAAGUUUUGGCAAAGGGCUCUUGGGUUCCCAGUCACCUGCUCCCACCUGGGCCGCAACCAAUUAGCAGCUGUUAGCCAGCCCCUGCAAUUAGGGUGCUAAUCAGAUAAAUUAGCUGAAUUGAGGCGAGUCCAUGAGUGAGGGCGGUGGUGCUGUGAGGAGGGCCGGGGCUGCUUUUGGGUGGAUUUGUGCAGCUAUGGAGGCUCAGCUGGCCGGAGCUGCGGGGGCAACUCAGCUCCCCACUCCGCUGGCCCGUGGCCGGCGGGCCCCCCACCCCCCCACCCUGCACAUGGUCAUCGAGGCGCUGCGGGCCCAGGACCAGCGGAAAGGCGUCUCCGUCAUCGCCAUCAAGCGAUUCAUCCUGGCCAAGUACCCCGCUGUGGACCCCGUCCGCCUCAAGUACCUGCUGAAGCAGGCGCUGAGCAAGGGGCUGAGCCGCGGGGACCUGGUGCGGCCCCCCAAUUCCUCCGCCAUGGGGGCCACCGGCCGCUUCAAGUUAGCCCCUGAGAAGCUGCGGCAAAAGCAGCGGCCGGCCCAGGCGGAGCCUGACAGAGAAGAAGCCACGAAGCCGGGACGGAAAGGGACCACCAAGCCCCCCAGGGUCCCCACGGUGGGCGCGCGGCAGCGAGGCGCCGCGGAGGAGAAGCCGACAGCGGUGAAGCAGAAGCGGAGCGCAAAGCCCCUGGACGCCCGGCCGCCGGCAGCCGCCGAGCCCAGGAGCGAUGGAGCAAAACCCCCGCCAGCUGCCGGCCGCCCCCGGGCCCCCGGCAAAGGGCGUCCAGUGCCCCCCACGGCUCCAGCUGCUGCGGGUGCAGGAGCGGGGGAUGGCGGCGGCGCUGCGGGUGCUGGGGUGAAGGCGCCCCGAAAGGUCCCAGCGGGAAAGAGCAAGGGGAAGGUGCCCAAGGGGGCACAGCAAGAUGCCCCCAAGCCGAGUGGGGGUGAAGGCAAAGCGAGGAAGCCCCGGGUGACCCCAGGAGCCGGCCAGGCUGGGGUGCGGAAGGCAGCCCCCCCCGCAGCAGGCAGGAAGGCACCAUAGGUGGUCCUGGACAGCCC